Molecule: messenger RNA, 2270 nt
Organism: Leucoraja erinaceus (little skate)
Lineage: Eukaryota; Metazoa; Chordata; Chondrichthyes; Rajiformes; Rajidae
Product: activin receptor type-1B-like
Exons: 9
Coding region: 187-1665 (492 amino acids)
Biological process (GO): activin receptor signaling pathway; cellular response to growth factor stimulus; nervous system development
Cellular component (GO): plasma membrane; activin receptor complex
Molecular function (GO): activin binding; ATP binding; activin receptor activity, type I
Source: RefSeq, a predicted model, not a curated record
GCUCCAAAGCGGCCGCCUAGUGCUGCUGCUGCUACUGCGUGUGGCGGGGACGAGGACACGGACACGAACACGAACGAGAGAGGGCGGAGUGAUCCCACAUCUUGUACAUUUCACUGGGAGCCGCUCCAUCUCCUUGUCAAUUUCUCCCGCGCCGCUGCAGGUCCCGGGCGAUGGCCAGCGGCAGCGAUGGCUCCAGCCCACCGACUCUCCACGGUCUUCCUGCUCCUGUACAUCAGCGCCGCGGCGGCGUUGAAGUGCUUUUGUAAGAAUUGUGUGAAGGAGAACCAAACCUGUGAGACGGACGGGGCUUGCCUGGCCUCCCGCUCCAGAAUCCGUGGUGUUGAGCACGAGAUCAGACUCUGCGUGUCCCAACAAGACUUGUACCCACCCAUCUACUGCCAGAGCGACAAGGAGUACGUCAAUACCAUCUGCUGUUACAAGGACUUCUGCAAUAAGGAGGAGUUGCCUCCUCCUGAAGGUCUGAAGCACGAUGCCUUUGACGGCUGGGGCCCGGUGGAGCUGGCGGCGGUGAUUGCUGGGCCCGUCUUCCUUCUGUGCGUGGUGCUGAUGGUGACGGUCUUCCUGUGCCACUACCACCACCAGCGGGCCUACCACGACCGCAACCAGCUGGACAUGGAGGAACCCUCAUGUGACCACAUGUACAUCUCCGAGGGCAAGUCGCUGAAGGACCUCAUGUUCGACAUGACCACCUCUGGUUCUGGAUCAGGUUUGCCGCUCUUCGUGCAGCGGACCAUCGCCCGGACCAUCGUCCUCCAGGAGAUCAUCGGCAAGGGGCGCUUCGGCGAAGUGUGGCGCGGGAAGUGGCGGGGCGGCGACGUGGCGGUGAAAAUCUUCUCCUCGCGGGAAGAGCGCUCGUGGUUCCGGGAGGCGGAGAUCUACCAGACGGUUAUGCUGCGCCACGAGAAUAUUCUGGGCUUCAUCGCGGCCGACAACAAAGAUAAUGGUACGUGGACGCAGUUGUGGCUUGUGUCGGACUACCAUGAGCACGGCUCCCUGUUCGACUACCUGAACAAGUACACGGUCACCAUCGAAGAGCUGAUCAAGCUGGCUCUGUCUGCAGUCAGCGGCUUGGCCCAUCUGCACAUGGAAAUCGUGGGCACCCAGGGUAAACCUGGCAUCGCCCAUCGAGACCUGAAGUCCAAGAACAUCCUGGUGAAGAAGAACGGCCUGUGUGCCAUCGCUGACCUGGGGCUGGCUGUGAGACACGACUCUCUGACUGACACCAUUGACAUCGCCCCCAACCAAAGAGUGGGCACAAAACGGUACAUGGCACCAGAGGUACUGGAUGAAACUAUCAACAUGCAACAUUUUGAUUCUUUUAAGUGUGCGGACAUUUACGCACUGGGCCUGGUGUACUGGGAGAUCGCACGCCGGUGCUCUGCUGCAGGAGCCCACGAGGAUUAUCAGCUGCCGUACUUUGACCUGGUGCCCUCCGACCCCUCCAUUGAGGAGAUGAGGAAGGUGGUUUGUGAGCAGAACCGGCGGCCAAACGUGCCGAACCUUUGGCACAGCAGUGAGGCACUGCGGGUCAUGACCAAGAUCAUGCGCGAGUGCUGGUACGCCAACGGUGCCGCCAGGCUGACGGCCCUGCGCAUCAAGAAAGCCCUGUCGCAGCUGAGCAUACAGGAGGACGUGAAGAUGUAAGGACUGUUGCGGGCGCGCCCUGGGACACAAGCCUCCGCCAUCUUCCUUCCAUCUGCCGAACUUUGUCUACCUCACAGCCCGUAGCCAAUCUACUGAAGUGUUGGCUGGACAAGUAUCCAGUUUAGUAAAGGAAAAAUGGGGUGAGAACACAGUGCAAACUAACACUACACUAAGUAUUAAGGACUCGGGGUAUUCUCAAAUUUAGUCGGGCAUUUUGGCGAUAUUCAAAAUGGCCGCCAAAUGCUGCCCAAAUUUAGUCGGGUAUAUUGGCGAUAUUCAAAAUGGCCGCCAAAUGCUGCCCAAUGGCGGGGAAAAAAACGCAGAACUGCUCUUGACAAAAAAAUUGGCAAUUGCAUGUUUGAUUUUUUUGUUUUAGUUGUCGAGAGAGAGAGAGGGAGAGAAUCACAAAACUAUUGGACUUGUUUUUAAAGGUGCCCUUUGUACGAACUGUGGCCACCCCAGGGUUAUUAUGUUUCCGAAAUUUUAUUUUGGUGAUUUUAUAAACUGUGUUUUUAAAAAAAAGUCAAAGUUCUCGUAAGAAGUGGAGGAGAUUAACUCGCCGAUUUAAAAGGAAAAAAAAAAACAGAAUUGUGUGUGUGUAGAUA